Molecule: messenger RNA, 1629 nt
Organism: Talaromyces atroroseus
Lineage: Eukaryota; Fungi; Ascomycota; Eurotiomycetes; Eurotiales; Trichocomaceae
Product: pH-response regulator protein palC
Exons: 2
Coding region: 1-1629 (542 amino acids)
Biological process (GO): cellular response to pH
Cellular component (GO): plasma membrane
Source: RefSeq, a predicted model, not a curated record
AUGGUAUACAACUAUAAUCUCCCCACGACAUCCCACCUAUCUUUCCAAAACUACCUCUACUCCAGCACUCACCCAUCCCUCCCGCAAGCAGCAUCCACAGCCCGACACGCACUGCGCAUCGCCCUCAAAACGCACAAGCGCCUCUCUGCGCGAGAACGAGAAUCACAUCUGCAGAAUAUUUUGAAUGCUCUGAACGAGUAUAUCCCCUACCUCUUCGCAAUCAACGAUGGACUGAGCGGCCGAGGCAUCAAAAGCGGGGGCGGGGCCGGCGAGGAGGAAGUCGAUAUCACGCUCAAAGAAGAAUUCAUCGUGGAAUGGCGGCCGGUGCUAUCUUCUCUCGCGUCAAUACUGAAAUCUGCAUCUGUAGGCGGAGGAGGAACAAAAUCAGGGGGAGGAGGUGGCAAUACGCGAAUCAGAGGUCGUGGCAUCGAUUUUGAGAUUGCUUUCGUGAUUGGCACUUUGGGCUAUGUGCUUUCGGGCCUGGCGCGAGUUACUCUCUUGCGUACAUUGUAUGCUUCAUCGACGCCAACCGCUGAGCAGAGGGCAGCAGCAGUACAGAACGCGACGAAGUUACUGCUCCAAGCUAGCUCUGCUCAUACGCUGAUUGCGACGUCUCAUAGUACUUCCGACGAAGCCAUUGCGCAAGAUAGCAGCAGCAGCAGCAGCAACAACAAUAACAAUAACAAUGCCUAUGCCGCACCGCAACUAAACACAAUGGUGCAGACAGCACUUGCUUCCCUGGCUCUCGCAGAGGCAACGCUUCUGGCAGUUCUAAAGGAUGACGCGUAUACAUUCACGUGUAUCCAAGCACGCAACCCGCUGGACAAGGAAUGGAUGGUACGGGCGCCGCAGAUCCCCAAAGUCCGAGCAUUACUAUUCGCGCGACUCUGUGUACGCAGUGCUGAAUACGCGGAGCAAGCUGUCAGUGGUCUUGGUUCUGCAGGCGCCGGUGGCAGGACGGGCCGAGGUACUACAACCAACACCACCAAGGUCGACGAGGAUCUGCUCAAAUAUGUGCAGACCGUGGCCAAAGUUGCGCGCGCAAAGGCAUGUCGGUUUUUUGCAGUAGAUGCAGAAUUAGCCGGAAAAGUUGGUGAGGGUAUUGCGUGGCUGAGAGCGGGCAAAGGGGCGCUGGGUAUCAAGAAAGCCCUCUUGCCCGAGGGGGAAAGUGCAGGGAAAUCGGGGACAUUCUCGAAGCUCAAAAAGGGAUGGGCAGAUCGUCGGGAUGAGCGUCGACUAGAGAAGAGUAACUCGGGUAGUAUGGCGGUAGUCCAGGGUGAUGAAUUGAGUCGUGGUGAUGAUGCCGGGUGGGAAGAGGAAAGUCGCGUGAUUGAUAUGUUGGAAUCGAAGUGGGUUAAAAUGAAUAAUACGAUCAACACCCAGUCGAUUCCAGCUUCAGAACCACUCCUUUCGAACCUCCCAUCCGGAAGAGACAUACAUACCGCUCCACCUCCGUACAAACCUCCAUCACUAGACGAGAGCGAACUCAUCCGCAUGCGCGCUCCUCCAGAUGAGGCAGACCCGGCAAUAUCUUCCCUAGCUCUGGAUGAUAGUGACGAAGAUAUCAGUCCGUCCGACGAGAAGGAUCCUCCCGGACCGAGAUCUGCAACAACUGACAGUUAUUAUUAG